This is a messenger RNA of Phytophthora infestans T30-4, 1434 nucleotides long. RefSeq names its product Major Facilitator Superfamily (MFS). Lineage: Eukaryota; Oomycota; Peronosporomycetes; Peronosporales; Peronosporaceae. Bases 1 to 1434 code for a protein of 477 amino acids. Gene Ontology annotation, cellular component: membrane. The record is from RefSeq and is a predicted model, not a curated record. Gene Ontology annotation, biological process: monosaccharide transmembrane transport. The transcript is spliced from 2 exons. Gene Ontology annotation, molecular function: hexose transmembrane transporter activity.
AUGGCCGACUACACGGAAGCCGCAACACCUAAGACUGGCGGUGUGACCGCCUUCGACGAGGCCAACAAGGCCGCUGCGCGUCUCAUCAAGCCCAAGGCUAUCCUGUACACCACUGCGCUGCUGUCGUGGAUGCAGCCGUUCCAGAGCGGUUGGUCCACCUCGCAGAUGAACCUGUCGCAGUACAAUGACACGGACGAGUGCAAUGCUCGUCCCGUGGCGGAGGACACGUGCCUUAUGUUCCCUGGCCACUCGAAGCUGGAGUGGACGUUCGCCGUGAACGCCUGGAUCUUCGGUGCCAUGGUCGGCUCGUUGUGCUGCGGCCUCUUCAGUGACAAGUACGGCCGUAAGAAGGCUCUCAUGGGCAACUGCAUCUUCAUGAUCGUUGGUGGUGUGGUGCAGGCCUCCGUGUCGAAUGUUUGGUUGUUCGCACUGGGCCGCCUCAUUGCCGGUAUUUCGUCGGGAACGGCCACUGCCACCAUCGGCGGCUACAUCAACGAGCUGUCGCCGCCGCACAUGCGCAACACGCUCGGCCUGGGCCUCCAGAUCUUUACGACCAUCGGUAUUCUGGUGCCGGCAAUCUGCUUCUUCUUCGCCAACACGAGUUCUGGCUGGCGUUACCUGGCUGCGCUCCCCGUCGUGCUGGCCGUCGUCUACCUGCUGCUGGCCCCGACCAUGUGCAUUGAAAGCCCUGCAUGGCUUCUGAAUCAGGGACGCAAGGAGGAGGCCAAGCAGGUGAUUGCUCGUCUGUAUGGCGAGGAGCACGUGCAGACGGCCCUGUCGUGGCUUGAGGUGAGCAAGGGCAGCGCCGAAGAGGGACUCAUCGACUCGACCCCCAAGCAGGAGUCGAUGUUCAACCCGCGCUACCGCAUGCAGCUUCUUUGCGGUAUUUUGCUGUCGUCAUCUUCUCAGAACGCGGGCAUUUCGGACUCGCGUGUCGGCACGCUGAUCAUUGACUUCAUCAACAUCUUCCCGGCCUUCUUCACGGGUGUGCUGGCCCACCGCUUCGGUGCUCGCAACAUGAUCCUGUGGGGUCUGUCGGGCAUGGUGGUCAUGUCCAUCGGUAUGACGGUGGCGUUCAUCGUGGACGUUUCUGCUCUGUCGAUUGUGUUCACUGCUCUGUACGUGAUCGUGUUCGGUGUGACGCUGGGUCCUCUGGUGUGGGUCAUGACGGCCGACAUUUUCCCAGACUCGAUCCGCGCCAGUGCGUCUUCACUGUGCAUUGGCAUCAACUGGCUGUGCAACCUCAUCGUGGGUGUGUCGUACCCGUACAUUUCGGAUGCUCUGGACGACUACGCGUACGUUCCGUUCGUGGUGCUGCUGGCAAUCUUUUACCUGCUUGCCUUGAAGCUGGUGCCGGAGACGUCUGGCAAGUCGGCCGAGGAGAUCCAGGCCGAGUAUGACUCGCGUUGCGGACAAGUAGAGCGUAGACGUUAG